AUGGCCGACUCCGAUCGCUUCUCGGCCCCCGGCUGCUGGGUCAGCUGCACCAGCUUCGUGCGCACCAUCAAGGGGAUCCUUCUGUUCGCCGAGAUUAUACUGUGCCUGGUGAUUCUGAUCUGCUUCGCCGCCUCCACAUCGGCAUACUCCUCUCUGUCAGUGGUUGAGAUGAUCCUUGCUGCUGUCUUCUUUGUCAUCUACAUGUGUGACCUGAACUCCAGGAUAAGGAUCAUCAACUGGCCUUGGAGUGAUUUCUUCCGAACCCUCAUAGCGUCCAUCCUCUACCUGAUUAUCUCCAUCAUUGUGCUCGUGGAGAAAGGAAACAGCUCCAAAAUCAUCGCCGGGGUGAUGGGCCUAAUCGCUGUGUGCCUCUUUGGCUUCGAUGCCUAUUACACUUUCCCCUUGAAGCAGCAAAGACACACAGCAGCCCCUACUGACCCUACAGAUGGCCCGGUGUAG
This is a messenger RNA of Pipistrellus nathusii (Nathusius's pipistrelle), 459 nucleotides long. The record is from the annotation of a GenBank genome assembly. Lineage: Eukaryota; Metazoa; Chordata; Mammalia; Chiroptera; Vespertilionidae.